Molecule: messenger RNA, 465 nt
Organism: Adineta steineri
Lineage: Eukaryota; Metazoa; Rotifera; Eurotatoria; Adinetida; Adinetidae
Source: the annotation of a GenBank genome assembly
AUGACACUCGUCACACUACAUCUCGAAUAUGAUGAAAUCGGCGAGGUUGGAGUACAACAUUUGGCUGCUGCACUGCGACACAACACGACACUCACUACAUUAGAUCUCUUGAGCACUAAAAUUGGAGAUGUCGGAACACAACAUUUGGCUGAUGCACUGCGAUACAACACAACACUUACCGCACUGAAUCUUUGGGGAAAUGGAAUCGGUGAUGUAGGAGUGCAGCAUUUAGCUGAUGGAUUAAAACACAACACAACACUCACCACACUAUGUCUCGAAUUUAAUUAUAUCGGAGAUGUUGGAGCACAACAUUUGGCUGAUGGAUUACGAUACAAUACGACACUCACCACACUAGAUCUCGCGAACAAUCGUAUCGGUGAUGUUGGAGCACAACAUUUGGCUAAUGCUCUGCGAUACAACACAGUAACUGUCUCUCUCUAUUUAUCUAUGUCAUGUGUUCACUGA